AUGACAAUUUGUAUGCUGUCAAUGGCAAAUCUUGGGAGUACCAGUGCUUACAGUUGUAUAGCACCCUUUUAUUCAAAUGAGGCGAAAAUCAAAGGUUUAAGAAGUUUCGAGAUAGGUAUAGUAUUUGGUGUCUUUGAACUGAUAAUGUUUUUCGUCGCACCGAUAUUCGGCAAAUAUAUGAUUUUAGUUGGUUCAAAGAGAAUGUUCGUUUCUGGAAUCGGAGUAACUGGCAUCACUGUUGUACUCUUUGGAUUCCUAAAUUACAUUGAAUCGUCAUCAUUAUUUUAUUGGUCCUCGAUUGGUCUUCGCAUAUUGGAAGCCCUCGGUGAUGCAGCUUUUGUCACGUCGUCAUUUGCAAUUGGUGCUAAAUGUUUUCCGGGACGAAUUGCAGUUGUUGUCGGUGUAUUGGAAACAUUCGUAGGCCUUGGCAGUACAGUAGGCCCUCUAUUCGGUGGUAUACUGUAUGAAAUUGGUGGUUUCCAAUUGCCAUUCAUUGUAUUAGGAAUUAUUUUACUCUUACUUGGAUUACUAGCAUAUUUUCUGGUCGAAAAUAUGGAUGAUGAUGUGAUGCUGGAUGGUAAAGAUAUGUUAGGCAUGUUGAAGAUACCAGUAUUAUGGAUUAUGAUACAUGCGGUGAUCAUAUGUGCCGUAUCAUUGUCUUUUCUCGAUCCAACAUUAGCAGAUCAUUUAGAAUCGUUCAAACUUUCACCAUCCAUUAUUGGCUUAAUGUUCUUAUUAUCUGGUGGAAUUUAUACGAUAACAGCACCUUUCUGGAGUAUACUUAUCGAUAAAUUUAACUGUAGCAAAACGAUUAUAAUGUUUGGUAUUGUGGCAGUUGUAAUUAGCAUGAGUGUCAUUGGACCAUCACCUUUUUUAAAUGUCGAGAAAAACUUGGGCUGGAUAGAAGUUGCGUUAGGCAUACUUGGUAUUGCUGCUAGUGCUUUGUACAUUCCAACUUUCCAAAUAUCAAUUAAUGCACUACGCGAAUAUGGGUACAAUGAAUCGCUGCAAACAUACGGUUGUUUAUCAGGUUUAUUUCAAUCUGCCUAUUCCUUCGGAUCGUUUUUUGGACCGACAGUUGGUGGUCUAUGUGUCCAGUGGAUUGGUUUCCCGUGGACAACAACUAUCAUAGCUUUAUUGAAUAUUAUCUUUAUUGUCGCAAUUUCAUUUUUCUAUGCAACAUAUGGCAGGUUCGGCUUUUACAAUCGACAGAAAUCCGAUCACAACCACUAAUUUCAUUUUCACAUUUGUCACCUGAUUGUUAUGAAUGAUGUCAUAUACCAUAUACAUAUUAUGCA
This is a messenger RNA of Loa loa (African eye worm), 1298 nucleotides long. RefSeq names its product major facilitator superfamily transporter. Bases 1 to 1233 code for a protein of 410 amino acids. The transcript is spliced from 11 exons. The record is from RefSeq and is a predicted model, not a curated record. Lineage: Eukaryota; Metazoa; Nematoda; Chromadorea; Rhabditida; Onchocercidae. Gene Ontology annotation, biological process: transmembrane transport. Gene Ontology annotation, molecular function: transmembrane transporter activity.